AUGCAUACCGAAGAACUCCAUCGGGUCACUCCUGAGCCCGUUUUUACGUUGAAGAAUGAAGAAUUGAUCCUGUCCAAUGAAACUUCGCAACAACUGUCUCGGCGCUCUCAUCAUCAUCAUCAUCAUCAUAACCUGGAUGACGAUUUAAACAAGCAGACAAUAUCACGAUAUGUCAUCCCUGUACUACACCGGAUCCAAAAAUACAGUGCAUAUUCAUUUAUGGCGUUUGUGGGAGUCCAUGUGACGUCAGUAGUGGUAGUCCCCAUUAUCCCAGUUGAUAAAGAGCUCAAACAACAAGUAUUCUCACUAGCCAAAGCUGUGUAUCAAGAUAUCCCAUUUUUCGAAACAAUUGCAAUUCUUGGUGCUUCAGUGAUCCAUAUUGGUGCUGGGUUUGCAUUGCGAUUGGUACGGGGUUACAAGAAGCAUCAAUUGUAUAAGAAAUUGGAACUAAAGAGUCAAAAACAUAGAAUGCUGAACAAUAACGAUUCGUUCAAUAUUAGAGAUGAUGAUGACGAUAUUGGAUUUGGUGGGCUUUCCAGUAUAUUUGGAUUGGGGUAUAGGAAAUCCUUCAUUUCGAAAUUGUUGGGAAUUACACCGUUGCAAUUUUCUGGGUACUUGUUGAUUCCAUUUGUGGCGUAUCAUUAUUACAAAUUUCGAUAUGUGCCCAUGUCGAUAGAGGGUGAUUCAUCCUUGAUCAAUUUGGAUUAUGUGUCAUAUGUGUUGAACUUGAAACAUCCCAGAUUUCAAGCUUUUGCGCUCACGAGUUUGGUUUGGGUUAUGUCGUAUCAUGUAACCAAUGGAAUAAUGAAGUUGAAUUCAUGGUAUAGUAAGAAAAGCAAACGGAUAGGAUUGACAAUUGUGAAUUUGUUGGGUGGUUGUGGAAUGAUUGCCGUUUAUUUAUUCAAGAGGGAAGAGAUUGACAGUGGAGAUUUCCUUGGUAAAAUAUUCACCAAGUAUAUUAACUCGUACUUGUUGUGA
Messenger RNA from Lodderomyces theae, 978 nucleotides. RefSeq lists its product as uncharacterized. The transcript has a single exon. Lineage: Eukaryota; Fungi; Ascomycota; Pichiomycetes; Serinales; Debaryomycetaceae. Gene Ontology annotation, cellular component: mitochondrial outer membrane. Gene Ontology annotation, biological process: mitochondrion organization; lipid homeostasis. Bases 1 to 978 code for a protein of 325 amino acids. The record is from RefSeq and is a predicted model, not a curated record.